Cadophora gregata is the source of this 435-nucleotide messenger RNA. RefSeq lists its product as uncharacterized. Bases 1 to 435 code for a protein of 144 amino acids. The transcript has 4 exons. NCBI's taxonomy places the organism in Eukaryota, Fungi, Ascomycota, Leotiomycetes, Helotiales, Ploettnerulaceae. The record is from RefSeq and is a predicted model, not a curated record.
AUGCCAGGAAUACCUCCAAAUGCCAUUUCCGACUUGAAGGCCAAGCUCAAGGGCUUCCUCAAGAGCAAGACCUCCAAGAAGACCGAGAAGCCAGCGGAGGCUGCCAAACCUGUCGAAGCUACUCCAACAAAUGGUGCCGCUCCUACUGCCACUACCGCCGCUGAACCAGUUCCUGCUGCUGCUCCUGAGGUGAAGCCGACCGAGACUCCCGCAAAGGUUGAAGAGCCAACUCCUGCCGCUGCCCCCGUUGCGCCAGCUGCGCCAGCUGCCACAGAGCCCGAGGCUGCGAAGACCGAUGCUCCAGCUCCGGCUGCUCCUGUUGAACCUGCUAAGACUGAGGCUGCCCCAACCCCAGCUGUCGAGCCUGAGGUCAAGAAAGAGGAGACCCCAGCUGCCCCUGCUCCUACUCCCGCAGCUCCCGCUCCUACUGCAUAA